Colletotrichum spaethianum is the source of this 843-nucleotide messenger RNA. Its product is annotated as aquaporin-1. Lineage: Eukaryota; Fungi; Ascomycota; Sordariomycetes; Glomerellales; Glomerellaceae. Gene Ontology annotation, molecular function: water channel activity. Gene Ontology annotation, cellular component: plasma membrane. Gene Ontology annotation, biological process: transmembrane transport. Bases 1 to 843 code for a protein of 280 amino acids. The record is from RefSeq and is a predicted model, not a curated record. The transcript is spliced from 2 exons.
AUGUUCCUGCUAUUCGCGCUCGGCGGGACAAACGUGGUUAACACCGCACCGCCCGAGGGCGCGAACGCUACAGACUUGAGUGCCAACCCAAGCAAGAUCAUGUACAUUGCUCUGGUCUUUGGCAUGUCGUUGGCUGUCAACGCAUGGGUCUUCUUCCGCAUCAGCGGAGGAUUGUUCAAUCCUGCAGUCACCCUGGGUAUGAUGGUUGUCGGUGCUACAGGCUACUCGCGCGGCAUUUUGAUUAUCGUUUCACAAAUCUUAGGCGGCAUAGCAGCCUCUGGCGUUGUUUCUGCAAUGAUGCCAAAUGUUCUGGCUGUCAAAACGGAGCUGGGUGGCGGCACGACAGUCGUUCAGGGAUUGUUCAUCGAGAUGUUCUUAACUGCCCAACUCGUCUUUACAAUUUUUAUGCUGGCCACCGAGAAGCACGAAGGCACGUUCAUCGCCCCCAUCGGCAUUGGCCUCUCUCUUUUCAUCGCCGAGCUCAUGGGCAUUUUCUACACUGGCGGCAGUGUCAACCCAGCCCGCUCGUUCGGUCCCGCAGUAGUCACUCAAUCAUUCAGCUCAUACCACUGGAUAUACUGGGUUGGCCCUAUUCUUGGGGCUUUGCUGGCAAGCGUAUUUUACAUGUUCAUCAAAGCUCUGGAGUACGAAACAGUCAACAAUGUCGCCGACCCAAAACAGGCUCUUGGCGAAAAGUUCAAUCACCUUAACAAGAAAGAAAAACCUGAUACCCAUGGGCCCGCAGAACCUGAUCGCUCCAUCGACAAAACUGUACCUGGGGCCUCAGGAGAGACUUUUGACCACUCUCCUGACCUGGAGAGCGGAUAUACUGCUCAUCAUUAG